Messenger RNA from Uloborus diversus, 1032 nucleotides. RefSeq names its product cyclic AMP-responsive element-binding protein 3-like protein 3. The transcript has 10 exons. The coding region runs from base 145 to 1032 and encodes 295 amino acids. Gene Ontology annotation, molecular function: RNA polymerase II cis-regulatory region sequence-specific DNA binding; DNA-binding transcription factor activity, RNA polymerase II-specific. The record is from RefSeq and is a predicted model, not a curated record. Gene Ontology annotation, biological process: regulation of transcription by RNA polymerase II. Gene Ontology annotation, cellular component: nucleus. Lineage: Eukaryota; Metazoa; Arthropoda; Arachnida; Araneae; Uloboridae.
CAGGUGACCGGUCAUCGCAUAUGGAAGGGUGUCCACGUUUCUAUGUUGUAAACACGGUUUCAAAUUAUUAGUCCUAGAAGAAAGCUAUGUGAUUGGUGGCUAACUUAUCAGCUGAAGUUUGAAACAUAGAGACAUAUCUGAAUAAUGGAUCUGUGCCCUGGUAAUGAAAUUUUGGACAUUCUUUUUGAUAAAGAUGAUCCCCUUCUUUGUGAUGUUGAUUAUUGCAUGAAAGAAGAUAUCACUGAAAGUCUGGAGCAAUUAAGAGAGUGCAUUCAGACUGAUACAAGUGCUCCAUCUGAAGAUUUUUGGAGUGCAUUUUUGAGAGAUGUCGAAAAAGAUGAUUUCUCUUACUUCAUUGGGAAAGGCACAAGUGACAAUCCAGAAACUGACUCUGGGUCCUAUUAUAGUGGAAGCUUGUCUCCACAAAGUGCAUCAUCAGGCUAUGAUAAUGUAGAUGCAUCAGUAAUUGUAGAACCUAUUUGUGUAGAUACUUAUCCAGAUAAAAGCGUGGAAACUAAUCGGAAUUCCAAUCCUCCUUUCAUACAGCAUUGUAACGCUGCUGCCCUUCCUGAUUCAUCUACUAUUGAAAUAGGUGCCGAUAUUGUAGUGGAGACAUCAGAAGUCUCUGUAUGUGAAGAUUCUAAUAAUUCAGAUUGUGAAUCUCUUAAAAGUGAUACUUUGCUUGAAUUUAACGAACUUCCUCCCAAAAGGAGAAAAAAUUCAGAUGACACAUUUAGUUAUCUACCAGGGACUCAGAUUUUGCAUUUGACCGAAGAUGAAAAGAAAUUAUUGAAAAAAGAAGGUAUUGAUAUUCCUACACACCUUCCUCUAACCAAGGCUGAAGAAAAGGAAUUAAAGAGGAUACGAAGAAAAAUAAGAAAUAAACAAUCUGCUCAGGAAAGCCGUAAGCGUAAGAAAGAAUAUGUUGAUGGUUUAGAAACCAGGGUGAAGUUGUGUACGUCUGAAAACAUUCGACUACAAAAGAAAGUACAUACACUUGAAAAGCAACAAAAAGAGAACAUUGUAAAUUAA